This is a messenger RNA of Akanthomyces muscarius, 1335 nucleotides long. RefSeq lists its product as uncharacterized. Gene Ontology annotation, biological process: succinyl-CoA metabolic process; tricarboxylic acid cycle. The transcript has 4 exons. NCBI's taxonomy places the organism in Eukaryota, Fungi, Ascomycota, Sordariomycetes, Hypocreales, Cordycipitaceae. Gene Ontology annotation, molecular function: metal ion binding; succinate-CoA ligase (ADP-forming) activity; ATP binding. Gene Ontology annotation, cellular component: mitochondrion; succinate-CoA ligase complex. Bases 1 to 1335 code for a protein of 444 amino acids. The record is from RefSeq and is a predicted model, not a curated record.
AUGUUUCGCAGCCGCGCGUUCGCUUCGGUCGCCAGAGCUACCAAGCUCCAGGCCUCCCCUAUCGUCAGACUCCCCGGCGCUGCUCAACAACGCAGAGCUCUCAGCAUCCACGAGUACCUUUCCGCCGACCUCCUGAGAAAGUAUGGUGUCGGUGUCCCCCAGGGUUCCGUCGCCCACACCGCUGAGGAGGCCAAGGCUGUCGCCAACAAGAUUGGCGGCGAGGACAUGGUCAUCAAGGCCCAGGUCCUCGCUGGUGGCCGUGGCAAGGGAACCUUUGACAACGGCCUCAAGGGUGGUGUUCGUGUCAUCUACUCUGCCCACGAGGCCGAGAUGUUCGCCCAGCAGAUGAUUGGCCACAAGCUCAUCACCAAGCAGACUGGCGCCGACGGCCGUCUCUGCAGCGCCGUCUACAUUUGCGAGCGCAAGUUUGCCCGUCGCGAGUUCUACCUCGCCAUCCUCAUGGACCGUGCCUCGCAGACUCCCGUCAUCGUCUCCUCCUCCCAGGGCGGCAUGGACAUUGAGACCGUCGCCAAGGAGAGCCCCGAUGCCAUCACCACCACCUACGUCGAUAUCAACAAGGGCGUCACCGACGAGAUGGCCCGCGACAUCGCCACCAAGCUCGGCUUCAGCGACCAGUGCGUCGAGGAUGCCAAGGAGACCAUCCAGAAGCUCUACAAAAUCUUCCGCGAGAAGGACGCCACUCAGAUUGAGAUCAACCCCCUCUCCGAGACCUCUGACCACCAGGUCCUGUGCAUGGACGCCAAGUUUGGCUUCGACGACAACGCCGACUUCCGCCAGAAGGAGGUUUUCGAGAUGCGCGACCCUACCCAGGAGGACGCCGACGAGGUCCGCGCUGCCAAGAGCGGCCUGAACUUCAUCAAGCUCGACGGCGACAUUGGCUGCCUCGUCAACGGUGCCGGUCUUGCCAUGGCCACCAUGGACAUUAUCAAGCUGAACGGCGGCCAGCCCGCCAACUUCCUCGACGUCGGCGGUGGUGCCACUCCCCAGGCCAUCCGUGAGGCUUUCGAGCUCAUCACCAGCGACCCCAAGGUCACUGCCAUUUUUGUCAACAUUUUCGGUGGCAUCGUCCGCUGCGACCACAUCGCCACGGGUCUCAUCAACACCGUUGAGGCGCUUGACCUCAAGAUCCCCAUCAUCGCCCGUCUUCAGGGUACCAACAACGAGGAGGCGCACAAGAUCAUCAACGAGUCUGGCAUGAAGAUCUUCUCCAUUGACGAUCUCCAGAACGCUGCUGAGAAGUCGGUCCAGCUGUCCAAGGUUGUCAAGCUCGCCCGCGAUAUUGAUGUCGGCGUCGAGUUCAACCUGGGAAUUUAA